Molecule: messenger RNA, 408 nt
Organism: Phytophthora sojae
Lineage: Eukaryota; Oomycota; Peronosporomycetes; Peronosporales; Peronosporaceae
Exons: 4
Coding region: 1-408 (135 amino acids)
Source: RefSeq, a predicted model, not a curated record
AUGGCUGAUGUCGAAGGUCUGUUGCGAACCAAUGCGGACGUUGAAGUUGCAAAUGCUCGAACCAGGGUGAAGAGUCCAAGGAGCCGAAUCGAAAGGACUCUGAAACUCUCAAAUAGCAGCAGAAGCAAAACUACCGGUCUCGCGCUGGUAGAACCAUUGGGCAUAGCAAUCGUUGUAUCGAACCUUCUUAACGGGCUUAGAGAUGAUAGCCUGAGGGUUCUCCAAAUGAACGAAAGGAACAUACAGUCGAGAAAGCAUUGUACAUUGGGUUUGGACUGGUCGCAGAAGCAACCAUUACUGGACAUACAUUGCCACCCGAUAAUGUUGUUCCCUGCCCUGGUUAACGCGGAAACGAAGACGAAUUUGUGGAUUAGCCAUCAAGUCAAGCUCCUUGAAAAUCGGAUGUAA